AUGUCAAAAAGAAAUUUCGAUCGGCAUAUUCAACAACAAAUUCAAAUGGCAUCAUCGUUAACCAUGGUUAAAAAACCAAAACUCUGUAAUAUAAGUCCUGCAAUUCCAAAAGGUAAAUCUCUAAGUAUUCAAUCUCCAUCAGCUGUUGGUGAGCAGGCAGAAGAUGUAGCCGAUAUUCCUUUAAUUUGCAAUAUGUCUUAUACACAUUUUACUGAAAGUAUCAAUUUUUUGAAUAAAGAUGAUGAUAAUAAUUAUAAAAAAUCAAAACUUGUAGACAGUCUAAAAAAAAUAAUUUCAAAGUAUCAUGUAUCUCACAAUUUUGUAAACGAGUUAUUGUUAAUUUUAAGAGAAGAGGGAUUGGAUCUCCCAAAGAAUGCAAGAGUUCUUUUAAAUACCCCAAAACAUCAAAGUAUCAUACAAAUAAAUCCAGGAUCAUAUAUUCACUUGGGAAUCAAAACCAUGAUGUUUCCAAUACUAACAACAUUUAUUUCUGAUUUUUGUAACACAUCUAUAAUAAAAUUAUCAUUAAACAUUGAUGGAUUACCAAUUUCUAAAAGUUCCAAGGCAUGUUUUUGGCCCAUUUUAAUAUCUAUAAUAAAUAACACCAAAUUAUCUAAAUUAAUUAUACCUAUAGGUAUUUAUCACGAUAAGUAUAAAAAGCCCGAUUGUAUUUCAGAAUUUUUAAACCCUUUUGUAACAGAAAUGAAUGAUUUAAUAACUAAUGGUUUCUAUAUAAAUAAACAAAAAUUUACAUUUGAAAUUUCCCAAAUCAUCUGUGAUGCUCCUGCAAAGGCGUUUAUUCUUAAUGUUAAGCAAUUUAAUGCUGAUCAUGGUUGCAAUUCAUGCAUAGAAGAAGGAACAUUUCUGAACAGAAUGACCUUUUUAGGAAUGGACUCAGAAUUAAGAACUGAUAAAUCGUUUCGUGAAAAUCUGAUGUAG
Macrosiphum euphorbiae (potato aphid) is the source of this 939-nucleotide messenger RNA. Lineage: Eukaryota; Metazoa; Arthropoda; Insecta; Hemiptera; Aphididae. The record is from the annotation of a GenBank genome assembly.